Malassezia sympodialis ATCC 42132 is the source of this 3750-nucleotide messenger RNA. It is a transcript of the gene MYO5, whose product is annotated as class I myosin. Gene Ontology annotation, cellular component: cell tip; cytoplasm; plasma membrane. Gene Ontology annotation, biological process: endocytosis; actin filament organization; actin cortical patch localization. Gene Ontology annotation, molecular function: ATP binding; actin filament binding; microfilament motor activity. The record is from RefSeq and is a predicted model, not a curated record. NCBI's taxonomy places the organism in Eukaryota, Fungi, Basidiomycota, Malasseziomycetes, Malasseziales, Malasseziaceae.
AUGGUGAUCUCGAAGCGCGCAGGUGCGCGCAAGGCCGGCGGCUCGGCGCCGCCGCCGGCCGUGCAGCGCGGCAUCGCCAAGGCAGACUGGCGCGAAGGCUUUAAGAAGCCACAAGCGGGUGUCUCCGACAUGACUUUGCUGACGCAGAUCACUAACGAGGCGAUUAAUGACAAUCUGCACAAGCGCUUCUCCAAUGCGGAAAUUUACACAUACAUUGGCAACGUGCUGAUCUCGGUAAAUCCUUUCCGUGAUUUGGGCAUCUAUACAGACGAGGUGCUGCGCUCGUACCGCGGCAAGAACCGCCUCGAGAUGCCGCCCCAUGUAUAUGCUAUCGCCGAAGGCGCGUACUACAACAUGUGCGCUUACAAGGAGAACCAAUGUGUCAUUAUCUCGGGUGAGUCGGGCGCAGGCAAGACGGAGGCGGCCAAGCGCAUUAUGCAGUAUAUUGCGGCAGUCAGCAGCGACGACCACGCGUCGGGGAUCAACAACAUCAAGGAUAUGGUAUUGGCAACGAACCCGCUGCUAGAGAGCUUUGGGUGCGCCAAGACGCUUCGCAACAACAACAGUUCACGCCAUGGAAAGUACCUCGAAAUCAUGUUUGACGCACACGGCGCACCGGUCGGUGCGACGAUCACCAACUACCUGCUGGAGAAGGCGCGCGUCGUCAGCCAGAUCCGCAACGAGCGCAACUUCCACAUCUUUUACCAGCUGACCAAGGCAGCCUCGCCGCAGCAGCGCGAGAUGUUUGGGUUGCAGGGCCCCGAGGCGUACGCGUACACAGCAAACAGCGGGUGUCUCGAUGUGCCAGGUAUCGACGAUCGCGCCGACUUUGCGGCGGCGCUCGAGGCCAUGCGCACUAUCGGGAUGUCAGAGGACGAGCAGACCAGCUUAUUCCGCGUUCUCGCAUCGAUUCUGUGGCUCGGCAAUGUGUGCUUUGUGGAAAACGCGCAGGGCGAUGCAGAGAUUGCCAACCCCGAUGUGACGCAGUUCUGUGCAUACCUGCUUGAUGUGGACGCUGCAGCGGUGCAGCGCGCGCUCACCCAGCGCAUCAUGGAGACCCAGCGUGGCGGACGCCGCGGAUCGGUGUACGAGGUGCCGCUGAAUCCAACGCAGGCGGCCGCUGUGCGCGAUGCGCUCAGCAAGGCCCUGUACAACAACCUAUUUGACUGGAUUGUCGCACGAGUGAACCAGUCGCUGAGCGUGCGUAGCGGUGCGGACACGGUGAUUGGUGUGUUGGACAUUUACGGCUUCGAAAUCUUUGAGAACAACUCGUUUGAGCAGCUGUGUAUCAAUUAUGUGAACGAAAAGCUGCAGCAGAUCUUUAUUGAGCUUACGCUCAAGAAAGAACAGGAGGAAUAUGCCCAGGAGCAGAUCCAGUGGACUCCGAUUCAGUACUUUAACAACAAGAUCGUGUGCGACCUGAUUGAAGAGAAGCGGCCGCCUGGCAUCUUUGCCGCACUUAAUGAUGCUGUUGCCACAGCUCACGCUGAUUCGUCAGCGGCGGACAAUUCGUUUGUGCAGCGGACGUCCAUGCUCGCCUCCAACCCCCACUUUGAGGCGCGUGGCUCCAAGUUCCUCGUGCGCCACUACGCUGGCGACGUAAUGUACAAUGUGAAUGGCAUGACCGAAAAGAACAAGGAUGCGCUGCUGAAGGAUAUUCUGAACCUUGUUGACAGCUCCUCCAAUGCUUUCCUUCAGUCGCUCUUCCCGGACCGCCCCGACCCCACAAGCAAGAAACGCCCGCCGAGCGCAGGCGACCGCAUCAAGGCAAGCGCCAACCUCCUUGUCGACACACUGAUGCGCGCGCAGCCAUCAUACAUCCGCACGAUCAAGCCGAACCAAAACAAAAGUCCCACUGAGUACGACGCGGCGGCCAUCCUUCACCAGAUCCAAUACCUCGGUCUGCGCGAGAACAUCCGCGUGCGUCGCGCCGGCUUUGCAUAUCGCAACACAUUCGAGAAGAUUGUGCAGCGCUUCUACCUGCUGUCGCCGCAUACGUCGUACGCAGGCGACUAUAUCUGGCAGGGCGACGCACGCAGCGGCUGCGAGCGCAUCUUCCUCGAUACGGGCAUUGCGCGGGAAGAGUGGCAGCUCGGUGUCACAAAAGGCUUUAUCAAGAAUCCAGAGACACUGUUUGCACUCGAGACGAUGCGCGACCGCUUUUGGCACAACAUGGCCAUGCGCAUUCAGCGCGCGUGGCGUGCCUACCUGCGCCGCCGCGAGGAGAGCGCCCGCCGCAUCCAGCGCGCAUGGCGCCGCAGCCGCGAGGGCCACGAAUUCGUUGAGUUGCGCGACUAUGGCCACCAGAUACUUGCUGGCCGCAAGGAGCGGCGCCGCUUCAGUCUCGUGAGCAUGCGUCGCUUCCUGGGCGACUACCUCGACGUUAACGGCUCGUCUGCCGAGGGUCGCCUGCUCCGCACAAGCGCGAACCUCGGGUCGGAGCCUGUGGUGUUUAGCUCACGUGCGCAGCUGCUUGUGUCGCGGCUGGGCCGCUCAUCGGUGCGCAGCCCCCGCUUCCUGCUUGUCACAGCACGCGCCGUGCACCUCCUCGUGACACACCUCGUCAAUAAGCGGCCACAGACGAUAUGCGAGCGCGUCGUUCCACUCGCGAGCAUUCGCGGCAUCGGCCUCUCACACCUACGUGAUGACUGGGUUGUACUGCAGACCGGCCUCGAUGAAGGCGACCUGCUGCUCCACUGCGACUUCAAGACCGAGCUCGUGAGUCGUCUGCUCCAGCAGACAGGCGGCCGGAUCCACGUGACCAUUGCGCCUCAGCUGGAGUAUGUGCGCAAGGGCCGCAAGAAGGCGACUAUCGCCUUCCGCAAGGAUGAGUCUGUGACGCUAGGCGACGUAUACAAGAGCGGUGUCGUGUCGGUGGCCUCAGGCGAACCGCCCAACAGCGUCUCGCGACCACCCGCGCGGAUCUUGCCGAAAACUACGCGCGCUCGCCCUGCAGGACGUGCAGGUCCAGCGCCCGCGCCGCGCGCACGGCCCCAACCCGCACCGGUGCCUCGCAGUGCUCCAGCACCCGGCGCUCGCAGUGUGCCGGCGCCACCACCUGCGCCAGCCGCCCCCGCCGCCCGGAGCGUGCCGCUGGCGCCUGUCGCUGGCGCCCAGCAUGCCGUACCUGUGCCGCCCAGCCGCACUGGUGCGGCACCUGCGCUUCCUUCCUACCUUGGGGGCACGACGCUGGCGCCACCUGUGACGCAGCUGGGCUCGGCGGCACCCGCGCCUACACCUGCCCCGGCGCCUGCGCCAGCACCUGCCUUGGCUCCCAUGCCAGCACCAGCUCCCGCGCCGGUUCCCGCACCGCCGCCUGCACCCGCACGAGCUGCCGCGGCUCCUCCGUCUCGGCUACCGCGCUACCGCGCGCUGUACGACUUCGCCACAGUGGAGCAGGGCGAGCUGCCUCUGACAAGAGGCGACGUCGUCGAGCUGGAAGACAAGGAAAGCAGUGGAUGGUGGCUCGUCAAGAAGGAUGGCAUCGAGGGCUGGGCCCCUGCGGACUAUUUGGAGCCUGUGCCUGACGCCCCCAAACCGCGCCCGCCGCCGCCAGCCAAGCCGUCGAGCGCCAAGCCGCCUGUCGGUGCCAAGCCUACGGCACGUCCAGCCGAGAAGCCAUCGUGGACGCCCCCGGAUGCGACAGCUGCGCCUGUGGCAGUCAUGCCGGGCAUGGGUGACCCUGGCGGCUUUGCUGCUGUACUCGCGCGCAAGAAGGCCGAGAAUGCAGCGGCACAGCCCCCUAGCUAG